AAACUCUGCAGGAAAGUGGUCCUCAAUGGCCAGAGUCGAGAACCCCAGAUUUAGGGAUUUAAUCCAAUAUGUGUACUAUUUUUAGGGUUAAUCAUGUCAAGCUUAGGUAGUUUGCUGACCAGCUAUCUAAGGGGUCUUGGAGCUUUAUUUCUUCUGUUCGUAGUGUUGUCUAUCGAAGUGUACCGUUUGUGCUCGACUUGAGACUUCUUGUAUAUGUAUUUACUUUUAUUAUUUCCGAUAUACCUGCACAAAAUGUAUGUAGGGAUUAAUUUAGCUGCUUUUCCCAUUUUGUUUAUUCUUGUUUGUUAAGUAGGCCUCAUAUUUUGCUUUCAUAUAUAGAUUUCUAUGUAGGAUUAGUUUGCGCCAUAUUUAAGUUGGUAUGCUUAUAUUAUAUAAUAGAAAUACUUAUUUCUUCCUUUUCAAGAAUUGCUACACAACCUUUUCGGUUUUAGCAGAAAGAAAAAGUUCUUACGUUCUGCUGCAGUGCUUUAUGUCGGGCAUCAUGGUAUGCAGUUAACCGUGUUGUCCACUAGAGUCUGCUAUUGUUGCUCUCACCCUAAAUCUCCUGUCGUUACACAUUCUCCAAUGAGAAUUGGGCGAUGUGAGUGAGCUUUGAAGCAGAAAUCCUCAGUGCGAAGUCGCCAAUCAAACCCGGUCAGACAAACGGAGGGAGAGCGUGCGUCUCAUAUGGACUAACAGAGACGCACCCGUGACUUGGCCCUGAUCAAUACACGAUCUAUUGCCACUGGACACCGGAAACGGCCGCCUGAUCACGAUCUAUCAAAGAACAACGAUUGAGACUGAUAAUAAACGAGGAGGACUAUGACACAGGCGCUCAAGAGGCCAUGCACACGAGCCUAAUGAACCGGUUGUGCAACUCGUAGUGCCGUCAAGCCCCUUUCUGCGUUCCUUGUGCACUGCAGCACCCCCUUACAGGAACAUGUCUGCGGCGCAGACUCAGAAUGACCGGGAGCAGCGCUGGGGUUGUCUGGAAUCUCUCGGCCUCAGCCAAAAGGAGCUGGUCUUAGCAGAGGCCCUACAGAUGGAGUAUGACGCCCUCGCCCGCCACCGACAGGACAAAAGCCCAGCAAAUACGCUACCCCCUGACACCAGCAAGUCAUCGCCCUCGAGGAGCGAGCCCACCCUGCCAAGACGUGUUCCCAGUCCACCUUGGAAUAAUUUGCAGCAAGGUGUGUCCGGAUCUGACCCCAUGCUUAACCACGUUCAACCCGGAGUGUCGAACCUAUCGCAUUCCAGCGGUGAGUCUCACGGAUUUAGUAAGGAGCCUCGUUACAUCCUGGACGAAUGGGAAAGUGACUUUGAAGGAACAUCGCAAUUGCUGUCAAAAGGGCUGCCAUCCCUAGAUGAGCCUCCACCACCAGUACCGCCCAGGAAUCCUAUCCCCCAGAAUGAUCCGUUUAUUGUUCAUCGAAGCUCAGUCCCACGGGAUGUCAACUUGUUCACUCCUGAGGUGGACCAACCCAAGCUUUCCCCUGGAGAUGCUCUGAACUAUGACAACCUCAAUGACUCCCUGAGCAAGCUAAAUGGGGAUUGGCUGUCACCUAAUAGAAGCCGGAGAGUAAAUGGGGACAAAUCAGGGAAGGCAGUAGCUCGCAGUAACACCCUUCCUCCUCAAGUUCCUCCCCGCACCUAUGUUCCGGGGCAGAAGAGCACUAGAAGCCAGCGCAGAGUAUCAGUUGAUCCGGUAUCUCUGGGUUCCAGACCAAAUGGCUUUGGUUACGAGCUCUUUCAGGUGUCUGAAGAGAGGGAUGAAGAAGUGGCGGCCUUCUGUCAUGUACUUGACUUGCUACGAUCAGCAUACCCAUGCAACGACUACUCAAAAAAUGCGGGUUUUGUUUGGAGUCCAUGUGUGGCACAAGAUGAACUGCAGCAGGGCCUAGGGGUCAGCAUAAAGGUCACAGUUUACAGUUACCACUUCAGAGAACCGCACACUUUCUCUUGUGAUGGAUCUUCAACCAUAGACCUGCUGAUCUAUCAGACCCUCUGCUAUUCCCAUGAUGACCUGGAUAUGAUUGAUGUGGAUGACUACUUGCUGAAAAUAUGUGGCCAGGCAGAGUUCCUCAAAAACACUGAGACUCUGGCGAGCUUUGAGUACAUCCAGCAAUGUCUGAAGUUUGACUGGGACAUUCGACUCAUUCUUACCAAACGGAGUUCUGUCAGCAUGGAGCUCGCCCGAAUGCCCGAAGAUGAUGAUACUCUAUCCACCAUGAACCACAGUAUUCUACUGCAAGAGAGGCCAAUCAGACAGACUGUGACCAGGGAGGCUCUGACUCUUCUACUGGAUACCUUUCACAACGAGGCUGAGUCUUUCCUUUUAUCGGAGGUGGAGUUACCGUUGCAUGUGGAGCGGUUAGUGCAGUCAGUGAAGGCCCUGUGUACUUCUCUAGCAGCUGUUGAAACCCCUGACAUCACUGCUGCCCUAAACCAGCUGCCAGCUUGCCCCUGCAGACUACAGCCUAAAGUGCAGAAGGAUGUCAGUGUCUUGGCAAAGAGAGAAAACAGAGUGACGAUUGUAGAGAAGUUGACUGCAGCCAUCUUGGAUCUUGUGGAGCUGUACUGUAGCACUUUUAAUGCUAAUUUCCACACCAUGCCACACAGCAGCAGAUCCACAGCCCCCAUACAGGAAGCUGGCAUGGUCACCAACGUCCUUUCCUUCAGCGUUUACGCGGCUCACCGCAUUCCCAUCACAUGGGCUGCCAGCUAUGAAAAUUUCUUCCUGUCCUGUUCUCUCACCCAUGGCGGGGUGGAAUUAUGUGCCCCCCAGCACACCAGUAAACAAGCGGUCAGCAAAUAUCUCUUCCACCUGGUGGUGUGGGACCAGAGAGUUUGCUUCCCCGUCCAGAUCAACCAGUUGCCAAGGGAGUCACAGCUGACUGUGACGCUAUAUGCCACCCCUCUACCGCCUCCUGGAGGUGCGGAGGAGAAGAGCAAGCAGAAACGCAGCAUUGAAGCUCUGGGCUGGGUCACCAUGCCCUUAUUCAACUUUAGACAUGUUCUGACGUGUGGGAGGAAGCUGCUGGGUCUCUGGCCUUCAACCCCCGGCAGUGGAAAUGCUCGUUCCAGUACACCCAACUUCAGUCAGCCAGACAGUGUCAUCCUUCAGGUGGACUUUCCCACUUCUUCUUUCGAAGUACGCUUCAGCACCCCGGCUCCUGCAGAGUUCAGUCCCCAAUAUGAGUUCUCCUGCCUGGACCAGGUCAGCCAGAGGCAGCUACAUGAUGUCUUGCACAAGAAGUCCCUUUUCUGGUUGACUCCAGAGGACCGUCGUCUGUUGUGGGAGAAGCGUUAUUUCUGCCAUGCGGAAGCCAGUCGUCUGCCGCUGGUCCUGGCCAGCGCACCCAGCUGGGAGUGGGCAUGCUUGCCUGACAUCUAUGCUCUGCUCCGCCAGUGGGAAUGCAUGAACCACCUGGACGCCCUAGGCCUACUGAACGCCACGUUUCCAGAUCAGGAGUGCAGGCGGACGGCGGUACAGUGGAUGGACUCCAUCUCUGAUCCCGAGCUUUUGGACUUCCUUCCUCAGUUAGUGCAGGCACUGAAGUACGAGUGUUAUCUGGACAGUCACUUGGUGCGUUUUCUGCUGAGGAGGGCCAUCGGGGAUGUGCGCAUAGCUCACUACCUCUUCUGGUUGUUGAAAGAUACUCUUCAGGACUCUCAGUUUAGCGUGCGGUAUCAAUAUCUGCUGGCGGCUCUUCUCUGCUGCUCCGGUCGAGGUUUAAGGGAAGAGUUUGAUCGGCAAGGCUGGCUGGUUAACAUUCUGGCUAAACUAGCCCAGCGGGUCAGAGACGCCUCACCUUCAUCCAGACAGGCUAUUCUCCGUGAGGGGCUAGACGAGGUCAAACAGUUCUUCUGUAUGAACAGCAGUUGCCGACUUCCUCUGAACCCAGGCCUGCUUGUCAAGGGCAUCAACAUACAGUCUUGCUCCUACUUCAACUCUAAUGCAGUGCCCCUCAAGCUCUCAUUCCAGAACCAGGAUCCUCUGGGUGACAACAUCAAUGUCAUCUUUAAGGCUGGAGAUGACCUGCGGCAGGACAUGCUGACGUUGCAGAUCAUUCGGAUCAUGAAUAAGAUCUGGAUCCAGGAGGGACUUGACAUGAGGAUGGUCAUCUUCCGCUGCUUCUCUACGGGACGGGGCAGAGGCAUGGUAGAGAUGAUUCCUAGUGCAGAAACCCUGAGGAAGAUCCAGGUUGAGCAUGGAGUAACUGGUUCCUUUAAGGACCGGACUUUGGCAGACUGGCUGCAGAAACACAACCCGACUGAGGAUGAAUAUGAAAAGGCGGUGGAAAACUUCAUCUAUUCAUGUGCUGGUUGUUGUGUGGCCACAUACAUUCUAGGCAUCUGCGACCGCCACAAUGACAACAUCAUGCUAAAGACCAGUGGUCACAUGUUCCAUAUUGACUUCGGCAAGUUUCUGGGGCAUGCACAGAUGUUUGGCAACAUUAAACGCGACCGGGCUCCUUUCGUGUUUACGUCUGACAUGGCGUAUGUUAUCAACGGUGGUGACAAGCCAUCCAGCCGUUUCCAUGACUUUGUAGACUUGUGCUGUGAGGCCUACAAUCUCAUUAGGAAACACGCACAUCUGUUUCUUAACCUGCUUGGCCUGAUGCUGUCCAGUGGGAUACCAGAGUUGUCUGAUGUAGAUGAUCUGAAAUAUGUCUAUGAUGCUCUGAGACCACAUGAAACAGAAGCAAAUGCCACCAUGCACUUCACCAGGCUGAUCGAGUCAAGUCUUGGCAGUGUGGCUACUAAACUCAACUUUUUCAUCCAUAACCUGGCCCAAAUGAAGUUUGCAUCCUCCGAGGAACGUCCCGUUCUAUCAUUUGCUCCACGUGUCUACACUCUAAAGAGUGACGGUGUCAUUCGCAGCCUGUUUGUUUGCAGACACAUCAAAACCUUUACUCCAAGCAAAGGCUACUCUUAUGUUGUAAAAGUGGAGCGGGAAGGUCAACCGGGGUCAACAACUUUAGUCCAGAGGACCUUUGAGGAGUUCCAUGAACUUCACAGUAAACUGCAGCUCAUCUUCCCUUCCUCAAAACUACCCAGCUUCCCCAGCCGCUUUUUGAUUGGUCGGUCUCGAGGGGAGGCCCUAGCAGACCGAAGGAAAGAGGAGCUAAAUGGAUAUGUUUGGCAUUUGAUCCAUGCUGCUCAAGAAGUGGCACAGUGUGAUCUGAUCUACACCUUCUUUCACCCUCUACCAAGAGACGAGCGGGCAGGAAGUGUAGGGACUGUUGUAAAUGCACUCCAUAAUAAACCAGCAGAUGCGUCCUGGGCUCCUGUGACCGGUACAGUGGCAGGUGAAGUGAAGCUCUCGAUUCUGUACAAGAGCGACAAGCUUUUCAUUAUGGUGAUGCACAUCAGAGGCUUGCAACCCUUGCAGGAGGGAACAGAUCCUGAUCCGUACGUCAAAUUGUACCUCCUCCCAGACCCUCAGAAAACUAGCAAAAGGAAGACCAAGGCAGCCCGGCGAACAUGCAACCCCACUUACAAUGAGAUGCUGGUGUAUGAUAAGAUCCCACGUGGCGAUUUGCAGCAGAGAACCAUUCACCUGCGGGUACUGAAUGAGGGAGCAUUCUGGGACAACACCCUGCUGGGUGAAACCAUCAUCCAUUUGAAAGACCUCACCCCGGGCCAUCGUAAGGUGGACUGGUACCAGCUUGGCAGUAGAGGCUCCGACAUAAACCGCUAGUGCUUGUAUGGAUGCCCAGAAGUGAAGGAUUUCACUUGUGUCCUUCAGUGUGCAUGUGUUUGUGUCUGUCUUUGCUUAUGGGUCGGGAGUUGGAGAUGCCCAGCUGCUCAGAAGGCUGUUUCCCCCAGUGGGGGUUUGUGUUUGUUGAUUCUCCUGCCCAGGAGAUGUGUAGAUUCGGUGAUGGAGUGUCAUCACUUAAUACUGUUCUGGUGGGGUACCGUGCACCAUGUGAACUAGACCUCGGAUUAAAGCAAGCAGUUCUUGGUAAGACUAUGGGACUAAAACCAUUUGGUGACACAAGGAUUGGCAAAAAGAAUAUUUAAAGAUGAAAUUACUUCCAUGCACCAUAUUUUUGGGGGGAUUUCUGGAAAAUUGCUGUCCAUGAAACUUUUUAAAGCCCCAUUUUGUCUUCAGAAUGCUAAUGGAAAUUUUAAGUUAUUUUCUUUUUAAGAUGUUUCUCUAUUGCGGCUCUAUUUUGAGCUACAGUAUGUUGUGUCUUGUGACAUUAGUUGUCUCUUUGUAUCAGAUUUUGCAGAUUUACCUAAAGAUUAAUAGUUAGGGCUGCUUUUGUACUGUAAAGUUGGGUAAAUUUUUUUUUUUUUUUUUUUUUUUUUUUUUUUUUACAUUGCCUGAUCAUGAAAAAGGGAAGAACACUUGAUGGUCUUUGGCUUGAAACCGUGGAAUUAACUUGCUUCAUAUAACCACUGCAGUGGAAAUGACACACACAGAACAGAGUGAAUGUAGAUUUUUGAUCAUGUAAAAUAGGUGGGUGCAUAAAAACAAAAACAUGAAUUGCAUGUACAGUAUAUUGAACAACAGAGACAAACCCUGAGAAAUAUGGAUAAUUUCUUUACAUAAACCUCUAACAUUUUGUUUCUUUCUGAAAUGAUGGCACAUUUUAUACAGAAAAGGCUUUCAAAGGGACUUGACUUUAGAGUCAAUGAUUUUUGCCUUGAUGAUAUAUAAACAACCUACACAAGGAAAUUUCUAUUUGAAAAUAGUUGAUUUGCAUGCUGUAAAAUUUGCUACUGGAUAAAUAUUGCAUUUUUGCAUUUGUUUGUCAAGUACAUUGACCUCGUAUUUUUCCAAGUUUUAUUGGUUAAUUUAUUUUAUUAUUUUUUUAUUUUAUUUUUUUUUCAAAGGGGGAGUGAAAUUAAAGCUUUAGACUGUGGUUCUGUCAGUAUUUUAAUUUCUCCUUUUUAUGUAAAACUGCAUGUAAAUUAAAUGCUAAAUAUACCACAGUAGUUUUUUCCCCCUGGGAAACUUAUGCUUAAAUAUUUUGCAUUCCGAUUUGCUUUAUUUUGCACUGUUUGAUUUUGAGUAGAAAUACCUUAUGGCUCACAGUAAGGUUGGAAUAGAAAAAUUAAGUAAUUGGAAGUUCCUUAAAUUGUUUAAUCCAAUUGGCAUUGAUAUUUAGUGUGUGUAAAAUAAUAAAAUAGGAAAACUAUAAUGUUUUUGAGCAAAAUGCAUAAUGAUAGGACCUGUUUUCAAUCUUUAUUGAAUUCAUAUCCUUUAAAUCAAUAACUUAGAAGUUGAAAGUGAAACCCUGUAUGUCGAGGUGCUCUAACAAUCCAGUAGCCUUAAGCAAACUUAGAUAUGAUUAUCCAGGUCAAAGUAGUCCCUGUUGUUCCAUAGCUUUUUCUAACCAGACAAACCAGCUCAAUUUUCGAUAUCAAGUACUUUUUUUUUUUUUUUUUUUUUUUUUUUUUUUAAUAAAGUAUUGAACUUUCUUUCAAACGACGAAUGAUUAUGUGUGUGUUUUUUCCAAAGGGCACUGCUGUGUGAUGUUUAACCUAAUGGGAAAUGAUUGUAUGAUUGCAUGCCAACUCUUAUGGGAAAACUGAGUGUUUUAGAAAAUCGUUUUUGUUGUGAAUGUGCAGAAAAGUUUGGGUUUAAAGGUAUAGAACUUUUAUAACAUCUGUGAUCCUUAUUUUAAUAACUAAAGAGAAUGUGCGAGUAAAAUCAACAGGGUUGGCAUAUGUAAAUGCUGAGAAUCUAAUUUUGAUGUGAUUUAUGGAUUAUAAAUGGGCUUUAUUCCUUUUUUUUUUUUUUUUUUUUUUUUUUUUUUUUUCCAUUUCAAGAAAAGAUUUGUUUUCUCUUCUAAUUUCAAACCAUGUUUUUAAACUUUAUUUGCACUUAAUAAAUGCACAAGGAAACCGAUUUGAAUACUGUGUGUUUCUUGCCUUGGCUACCAGUUUGCCUUUGUUGGGCCAAAUAAACCUCUACAAAGAUGGUGCAAUGAUCAAUGUUAAAUGAUGAAACUUGUGCAAGUCUUGUAUAGAUGCACAUUCACACUGAUUCCAUGUUGAAUCUCAGUUGGGCACGACUGACCACAACAAUCCGCUUUACUGAGACACCAGUGACUUUCCCAUAUGCUGUUUUGUCUGUCAUCACACUGAGGUAAGGAUUACAUCAGACUCAGGUUUAUCAUAAAGGCUUUAAUUGCCUAUCUGAACAGUCUAUGUUCUUCCACAUUACUCAUUGUUCUAAUACUCCUCCAGAGAAUUCUGAUGACAUUUCUCAUGUAUCCAUGUUAAUGUAACAAUUUACAUCAUUCCACUGAGAAUAAAUUUAAUUAGGACAACCAGGGAAUAAAAUUCAUCUCUCUUUCACAUCAAAUAGAUAGGUAAAUAGAGUACAGACCUAUAAAUUAGACCAGAGUUGGGUGUUUCUUGUUUUGUUUUGUUUUCCCUUGCACCCCAGGAUUGCUGUUACCAGAGAGCAGGGAAUGGAAAACUCUUGCGAUAUUGCUUUAAUAAAGACUGGCCUAUGUGUCCACAUAUUGAUAUUUAGUGAAAAUCAAAAAAGAAGAAGAAAUAUGCUUUUAUCAUAUGGCAUCUGCAGUCAAUUCCUCAUGAAGCAUUAGUUCUAUGCCUGAGGGAUUCUGCACAGGGAAGUUUUCCAAAAACAAGCCAAGGCACUAAUGGAUCUGUCAAAUUCAUGCUGAAAGUCUCACUGGACUUAGACUAGAUUGGUCACAACUACUAGAAGCAGGAAUAGAGCGUCGCGUUAAAGAUUUAGAAGAUCAUGAGGGAUUUAUGCAUUGCCCGUGCAUUGCGUGACAUGCACUGAACAUCUUAUAUAACACACGUAUCAAUUUACCACGUGAGAUCGGAAUUUUACCACGGUCCCUAAGCGCGCGCUAGUGCUACUGAAAUUUAGAGACGCUCCCUUACAGCUUUUCUGAUGAAAUCUCUCUUUAGCUCCGCGGCUAGCGAGCACAACGGCAACGGCGACGUCAACGAGUCUGAAUACCAAGUAUUUCUAUUUAAAACGUAUUAAAAGUGAAACUACUUUUUUGUAACUUCAAGGAGAUUGCUUUGACUCGAUUUUGACGGUACAGCCGUUUUUUUCUCCUUCAA
Ctenopharyngodon idella (grass carp) is the source of this 9066-nucleotide messenger RNA. RefSeq names its product phosphatidylinositol-4-phosphate 3-kinase, catalytic subunit type 2 beta (gene pik3c2b). Gene Ontology annotation, biological process: phosphatidylinositol-mediated signaling; cell migration; phosphatidylinositol 3-kinase/protein kinase B signal transduction. Gene Ontology annotation, molecular function: 1-phosphatidylinositol-3-kinase activity; 1-phosphatidylinositol-4-phosphate 3-kinase activity; phosphatidylinositol binding. Gene Ontology annotation, cellular component: phosphatidylinositol 3-kinase complex; plasma membrane; cytoplasm. The transcript has 33 exons. Bases 941 to 5704 code for a protein of 1587 amino acids. NCBI's taxonomy places the organism in Eukaryota, Metazoa, Chordata, Actinopteri, Cypriniformes, Xenocyprididae. The record is from RefSeq and is a predicted model, not a curated record.